UGGUUCAGUGGCUCGUUGUGUUGACGUUUCUCUCCUUUCUCUGGUCACUGUGUUUUCUCUGGAGGUGGAUGUUCUGGAUAGGGGCUUCCCGUUUUUUCUACCUCCUUCAGCACAAAUCGUCUGAUAUUCAUACAAUUAAACGGUAUGUUCUUGUGGAUCGUAGUGCCGCCGCUAAAUCGGCACCGGCGACUUUUCCGUCACCGCAACGGUACUUUUAGCCAAACCGAAUGAAAGAGCUAACGGGCGGACCGGUCCGAGGAGGAAGAGCCGGGGAGUGACUGUCUGAGACGCUGUACAUGCGCCGUUUUAUUUUUUCAGCCGCAGUUUGGCGUCCAUUUAUUUCCCGAGGCUCCAGGCAUCACCCGGUGCUUCGAAAUGUUUUCUCAGGGUCCAGUCGGUGCAUAUUUUGGGAAGGAUUUUGACCCUCGUCACACAGAAAUAUUUUAUCAAUGAGCUUGCAGGAAACCACAAACUCCAUUUUUUCUUCUUCAGUAGCCGUUUCCUCAGACGAAAUUUUAUAUUUUUAUUUUUAUGUUUGUUUUUACCAGACGACAAUGCAGUCUAAAGCAAAGCUUUAAGCACCGGGGUUGUUUUGUGACGGUUCUUCAACAGCCAGGCUUCACAGAAAUGGUGCGGUAGCGUCUGGGGGAGAUUGGGAAGAAAGUGAAAAGCUCGAGUGGGGAGUCUUAGACUGUUUAUUUUUCUCACAUGACUCUGGUUCGAGACCGUCGACACCUCACAGACAUGGCUCGGCAGUAACCUUAACUGUUUUUCCUCCUAUUUUUAAACGUAUUCUUCUGCGCUGCCUUUUUUUAAAAUCUGUGCUGCCUUUACGGACAAUGACAAUGGGAGCUGAAUGAGACGACUGUUUUUGCUUUCUGAUAUUCGGAGGCCCGGUUGAUUUGUUGGACAUUUUAUUCCACUGUGAAACCACCCACGCCCACAAUUAUUGUGUAUUUGUUUCUCUCGUGGACGGCGAAGAUCACUCAGGGACAAAAAUGUCUUUACGCACGGCACUGCCUGGGAACGAGCGGAACCAGGAUCAUCACACCUCUCUGUCGGCCAGCCGCUCAGAGAAGGGUACCGGCUGGUCCAGCCGAUCACUUGGUGCCAGAUGUCGUAACUCCAUUGCCUUGUGUUCAGAUGAGCAGCCACACAUUGGAAACUAUCGGCUUCUCAGAACUAUCGGCAAGGGUAACUUUGCCAAGGUGAAACUGGCAAGGCACAUAUUGACUGGCAUAGAGGUUGCCAUCAAGAUAAUUGAUAAAACGCAACUUAAUCCAACCAGUUUACAGAAGCUGUUUCGGGAGGUACGCAUCAUGAAGACCCUCAAGCAUCCCAACAUAGUUCGGCUGUUUGAGGUGAUUGAGACGGAGAAGACGCUCUAUUUGAUAAUGGAGUAUGCCAGUGGAGGUGAAGUGUUUGACUACCUCGUGGCUCAUGGCAGAAUGAAGGAAAAGGAGGCCAGAGCUAAGUUCAGACAGAUUGUGUCGGCAGUUUACUACUGUCAUCAGAGGAACAUUGUUCACAGAGACUUGAAGGCAGAGAAUCUGCUUCUAGAUGCAAACUCCAACAUCAAAAUAGCCGACUUUGGCUUCAGUAACGAGUUCACUGCAGGCAGUAAACUGGACACUUUCUGUGGUUCCCCUCCAUAUGCUGCUCCUGAGCUGUUUCAGGGUAAGAAGUAUGACGGCCCAGAGGUGGACAUCUGGAGCCUGGGUGUCAUCCUGUACACGCUGGUCAGUGGCUCGUUGCCCUUUGAUGGACAGAACCUAAAGGAGCUGCGAGAGCGUGUUUUGAGAGGAAAAUACCGGGUUCCCUUCUACAUGUCCACAGACUGUGAGGGAAUCCUGCGCCGCUUCCUGGUUCUUAACCCUUCCAAGCGCUGCUCACUUGAACAAAUAAUGAAAGAUAAGUGGAUAAAUGUCGGCUAUGACAGUGAUGAGCUGAAACCACACACAGAACCUGAUGAAGACUUAAAUGACUCAAGUCGCAUUGAUGUUAUGGUUGGGAUGGGCUUUACCAGAGAUGAGAUCAGAGAUUCUUUAGCCAGUAAAAAAUACAAUGAAGUCACUGCCACGUACCUGCUGCUGGGACGGAAGAGUGAGACAAAUGGCACAGAGUCUCGGACCGGCAGCAGUCUAAGUCUAGCUCGUGUUCGGUCCAGCGCCAUCACCAAUGGAAGCAGCAAACACUCCACGUCCUCUUCCUCCUCUGGUGCACCGUCAUCCACCUCUGGCCACAAGGCACAGCGCAGCGCUUCAACAUACCACCGCCAGAGACGGCAUUCUGACUUUUGUGGUCCAGCAGUUCCAGGCUCAGCGUACCCCAAACGAAGUCCUAGUGGUGUAGCUGAAGGGACGGGACUCAAAGAGGAGCGACUGUCAACACGCAAGACAAGCACUAAUACAGUUGGGUCCCGUAACCUCCCAACUCCCUCUAGUCCAAUGGUUAGCUCCGCCCACAACCCAAAUAAGUCGGAGAUACCUGACCGCCGCAAAGAAGUUAGUUCAACCACAAAUAAUCUCCCUCCAAGUGCCAUGACUCGAAGAAACACCUAUGUCUGUACAGACAGGUCUAGCACUGACAGACACACACUGCUGCAAAAUGGCAAAGAAAACAGUACCGUAUCCCACCGCCUUCCCCCCGCCUCACCCUCCAGCCACAGCAUUGCCGGAGCCUCGGGGGUGUCUUCUUCGGCCUCCACACCCACCGCCCGUCUUUCUCGGGGCUCCACAGUGAGAAGCACUUUCCAUGGUGGACAAAUUAGGGACCGCAGACCUCCCUCUGUCGCUCCCCCAGCUUCUCCAACACCAUCUCAUGAUGCCAGUCCGCUGUCCCAUACCCGGACCCGGGCCACAAGCAACCUGCUGAGCAAAAUCACCUCUAAGUUGACUCGAAGGGUCACUCUUGACCCUACUAAACGUCAGAGCUCAAACAAGUCCAUGUCGGGCUGCACCCUGCCACAGGGAACAAAAACAGUUAGGUCACAGACGAACCUGAGAGAAUCAGCAGAUCUCCGGUCACAAGCUCUUGCUCUUCAGUCUCAGUCUGAGGUUAAAAACAGCAGUCGCCAUAUAUCUGGGCAUCAGAAAGCGACAGAGCCCCGGACCCCCAGAUGCGGAUGGGAUGUGAGGGUACGGAGCCCCCGCGACCCUGCUGAGGUGGUGCUGGCCCUGCGGGAAGCGGCACAGGGCUGUGGCUGCCAGGUCCACUUGGCAGGGCCCUUCCUCCUGUCCUGCACCCACGGAGCUGCCGGGGCCCGGGUGGCCUUUGAGGCCGAGGUCUGCCAGUUGCCCAGCGGGCUGGGCCACAGCAGCGGCGUGAGGUUUAAGCGCCUGUGGGGGGCACCGCUAGCCUUUAGAGAUAUCGCCACCAAAGUGUCCAAAGAACUGGAGCUCUGAGAGCAACAGGAGGUGGGGCAGGGACGGCUGCUGACUGGAAACGUUCAAUAAGAAGAAGGAGGAGGAACAGUAAAGCUGACGCCAUCGUAGCCUCCUCUUCCUCCCUAAGCUCUACCUAUUCUGAUGAGGCCAGUAACACCUCACCUCCUCCAAAGACCCUCACCUUCUGAUCCCACCAAUCACAGCUAGAUCACAGAUGCCAGACUACCAUCUUCCCACUUAACAACCAGUAACCUGGUGAUGUCACUGAGCUCAAACACCUACUUAAAAAAAUAUUCAAUUCCCACCAUACAUGGCCCCCCCACAGUUUUGUUUUCCUCUUGAGUUCAUGCUCAAUAAUAUUUAAUGUUGACACAGAAAAAAAAUUAGCAAUUUGAUCAUUUUCAUCAUUCCCAUUUCCCCACAGUUGUUCUUAUUUCUCUUUUAAAGAGCUGCUAUUAAAAGUUUUUAUUUUUAUUUUAUUAUCUUUUUUUUUCUUUAAGUUCUUUAGAAGCAGGAAGAUGUUUGACAUCUGUUGUCAUCCUUGGAAGCAGACAUUUUGGAGGGGUUAAGGACGCAGUCUGACUUCCAGCCUCUAGAGGGAGACAUGCAGAAGUGCAGAGACUUGAAACAGACUGAAAGAAGCGCCACAACCUCCCAGCUCAUUUGUAACUGUCGAAUAUCAUUUCUUGGUCACGGAUGGAUGGUGAGUUAAUGCAGAAGCCAAGAUAAAACGAUGUGCUUUAAUAUCCAAUGUUUGCAAUGUCAUUCUAUUUUAAAGGAGUUUCUAAUCCAAAUGAACCCGUACAUAAAGCGUGAAAUAUUUCGCAGAAUAGCAUUUUUACGUCAUCCGUAAUUACAUUAAGUUAUUUUCAGUCAAUGAAAAGAAUCUAUAAUAAUUCCAGAUUAUUUGACUGAGAUAAACUAUAAUUUGUUUUUUACAUAAACAAACUUUUGGACCCUGGACAGAUCAAAUAUAAAUGUCUGUGCUAGCAAAGCAUGAAGGUAUUAAGUUCAACCGUUUUCCAAACAAAACUAGUCGUAUUUCAGACAUUUAUCAUUUUAAUAAUUAAUUAUAAAUGUCCAUUUAAUCUGAUGUGAUGACAGCAAAUGACACCAAACAAACGUCUGAUUCUAAAUCAAGGAAAAUAUUAAACUUCCUUUUCAAGCUGAGAACAGUUUCUCUGAUAGCACUUCACACCAACACUUACACACAAAGACUUGAAAACAACAGGACUUUAUUUGUCUUAAUUAUUUUUAUUUUUGUUGAAACCAAUAAGCACUUUUUUGUUUUUCAGUCAGUAUCAGGUGUUAUUACUGUAGCACUGUGGAGCAUUUCUGUUUCUUUUUUGUUGUUUCUUUUUUAUUUUUUAUUUUUGUAAUGUACACAUUGUUUUAACAGUUCAAAUUAACAGUUGAAAAAAAGUCCCUGGACUUGAAACUGAACUUGCUGUGUUAGCAGAGAGAGGCCACUAGAGUCUGCCAGAAGUGACUGGAGUUCUGUAGAAAUCUGUUCUACCUUGGUUGAUGAUGUCAGUAGUUUCAGAGGGUUUUUCUUUUUCUAAAUUACAACUGCAUGUAGAGAGACACAAUAGAAGAUGGAAAUAAAAACAAAUGGGUGAAUAUGAUUGGUCAGUGUGGGUGAUUGACAGCUAUACUGUCAUUCGUCAGCCUCUGAGACAGUGCAACACGGCCAGACUUCCACUGAACAUUGUAGCUGUGACUCACACCAGUGACCAAUUGCGUUCGACGUCCCACAUCUUCUAUUGACUGCAUCUCUUCCUGCAACUGUAACUUACAAAACAGACUUGUAUUCUCUAAAUAAAAACCCAAGAUGAGACUGUGACAUCAUCAGGAAGGUGUAGAUUCAACAUCAGCGGUCAAUGACCCCAUUGUCCAUUUGUAUGAUGCACACAAACUGAUGAACUUUAUAAAGCAGUGGCAUUUCUGGUGACCUCACCCUGACAGUGACACAGCUCCGUUCAGUUCAUAUGACCAGUCUAUUGUUACAGUGCGCUCCAGUUUCCAAUUUCAUGAUUAAUUUCAGCUGAUGUCGUGUUUUCUCUUUAAAUGAGAGUGUGUUUUUAUUUUCACUUCACCACAGAGACAUAGCGAGCGUUACAGAUUGUGCUCAUGUUGUUUGGUCACCUCGGCUCCUUUUCUCUAUAUACUGUAGACUUUACCCUGUGACUGCAGAGGCCGCAGCACCGAUGAGAGGUUUACGACUGUUGAUAGAUUCCAUUAUGACUGUAUCAGGUCUACGACUGUUACCCAAUCAGACCCCUGCCUCACCAGGCCAACGUACAAUUGUAAAUGUUGCAAGGCCAUGAGACAGUGGUGUGAUGUAAGAAUGUGACCUGGAAUUACGUUUUUACACUUUUUUUUUUUUUAAUAAUAAAGAAAAGAAAUCUGCUCAUUGAACACAAACACACCAAUAUUCAGCCACAGAGGGCUUCAUUGACCAAGUGUCAAGGCGAUGCCUUCGCUCCAAGCAAUUGCAUAUGUUAGCGUAGUUUGCGGCACCACUGAUGUGCAGAUGUACGAUGUUGCAGUAUAAAGAGCGUACGUGUUUACCAGUUCAUGGGAGAUUUCCACUACAACUGUCUGAAAAUGUGAAGCUGUGAUUUAGGGCUUAGUUUGUCUCUGUACAACGUGGCCUCGCUCUGUCCACCUGUUCUCUUCAUACAGACCAGGCCCUGCUUUGUGUCAUGUGUUUGAAGCUGUGGCUCUAAUUAACCAAACUUAAUUUAUGAGGUAAUUAUGACAGAAAUGAUUGACCUGCAAUCCUGCAUGUCUCCUAGAAAAUGAUGUGUGACACAAAAUAAAGACUUUCAACUUCUUUCUUAACUUUUGGGUUUUUUUUUAACAAAACAGAAUCAAUACAUUUUUAUUAGUUAAAUCACCUGUGUGUCAAGAUUCUGGGAACACAGUCCAUAGACACAGACAGGCAAACUGCAGACUGAAGCAGAUGAAGAGUUGUUUUACGUCUAGACUUCAAGAAUGAUGUCCAUGUGAUCUGUUUGGUAUAUUAAUAUAUAUGCAUACCUUAUAGUGACCUGAAAGUAGUAUUAAAAAAACAAUUUUCUAUUUUGUUCCACAUUUCUAGGAUUCCUGGGAAGGCAGCUUUUCAGUCCCGGUAAUUGGACAGAGGCAAAUUUCAGAAACUUUCAGAAACUUGUGGGAUUUUAGGCCACACAAAAUGACUUGGCGGGCCACAUUUGGCCUGCGGGCCUUGAGUUUGACACAUGCUAAAAUUUAGAGGAAUAUUGUGUAGUGGAGGCAGUUGCUAUUUAUUGUCAGAUCUGUACUAAUUACUUUUAAAAACUGAUUUGUCUGUAAAUAGUUUAUUGUUAAUGCAUGUUUUGUCUUCUCCUGUUACCCCCCCGACCUUACACAAUACACAAACAAAUUCAAAUUACAUGGGGCAUACUUUAAUUGUCCAUUUAUAUUUUACAACCAAAAAAUACAUUUUGGUGUCGUCUACAUAGCCAUUGACGAGACUAUGCACGGCUUGAUCCCAGGAUGUUACAGAGAAGAUGGGUGACAGGUGAUGAAAGUGACGGUGACUCAGUGAG
Molecule: messenger RNA, 6958 nt
Organism: Cynoglossus semilaevis (tongue sole)
Lineage: Eukaryota; Metazoa; Chordata; Actinopteri; Pleuronectiformes; Cynoglossidae
Gene: mark4b
Product: MAP/microtubule affinity-regulating kinase 4b
Exons: 19
Coding region: 999-3404 (801 amino acids)
Biological process (GO): microtubule cytoskeleton organization; protein phosphorylation; intracellular signal transduction
Cellular component (GO): cytoplasm
Molecular function (GO): tau-protein kinase activity; ATP binding
Source: RefSeq, a predicted model, not a curated record